AUGGCUUCGUGUUUUUGCUGUUUUCGGUGUACAAACUCUCUUUUUGGGCCAGGCCAUGUUCCACUUAAAGAGUUACCCGUUGUCAAGUUAGAUACAUCACAUAUGGGCAAUGAUGUAGUUAUAGUGAAAAAUGGUAAAAGAAUUUGUGGAACUGGGGCAGCCCUUGCCAAUGCUCCUAUUCUACAAAAUAAAGCUUAUUUUGAAAUCAAAAUUCAAAGUACAGGUAUAUGGGGUGUAGGGUUAGCCACACAGAAUACAGACGUUAACAAGGUACCAAUAGGUGAAGAUGCUGAAUCCUGGGUAUUACGACAUACUGGAGAAUUAGUCCAUAAUAAACAAGUUCUAAAUAAAUUAUCACCAGUUCCACAAGAAGGAGAUAUAGUGGGUCUAAGUUUUGAUCAUAUAGAUUUAAAGUUUUAUAUUAAUGGUGAAGUAACAGAGAAAUCUGUAACUGGUAUUAAAGGAACAGCAUUCCCUAUCUUCUAUGUUGAUGAUGGAGCUGUAUUAGAUGUUCAGUUUGAGAAGUUUUAUCACACUCCACCUGAUGGUUAUGAUAGUAUAAUGAUAGAACAGUCAUUACUGUGA
Lottia gigantea (owl limpet) is the source of this 585-nucleotide messenger RNA. RefSeq lists its product as hypothetical. The record is from RefSeq and is a predicted model, not a curated record. The transcript is spliced from 5 exons. Gene Ontology annotation, molecular function: protein binding. Bases 1 to 585 code for a protein of 194 amino acids. NCBI's taxonomy places the organism in Eukaryota, Metazoa, Mollusca, Gastropoda, Lottiidae.